AUGGAUGAUCUUUACGACGAGUUUGGCAACUACAUUGGGGAGGCCGCAGACUCGGACGAGGAAGUCCAGCAUGAUGAAGUAAAACCGCAAGCUUUUGCUUUCGACGAAGCAUUUGAGGACGAGAACGAAGACGAGGAUGAUUUCAAUGGUCAGCAACCAAUGGAAACUGACGAUGGUCCUUCCAACGCUGUCGUCCUACACGAAGACAAGCAGUAUUACCCCAGCGCACAACAAGUAUACGGUGAAGAUGUCGAAACUCUGGUACAGGAGGAAGAUGCACAGCCACUCUCCGAACCUAUCAUUGCUCCAGUACAGCAAAAGAAAUUCGCGAUCGAAGAAGUCGAGCUACCGCCUGUUUUUUACUCCCGGGAGUUCAUGACAGAUUUGCUUAAUUUCCCUGAUCAAACAAGGAAUAUUGCUCUUGUGGGGCAUCUACACCAUGGAAAAACAGCUUUCAUGGAUAUGCUAGUCAAACAAACACACGAUUUGAGCGAGCGUCUAGAAAAGCAAAGAGGCAGACGGAAGGAAGAACAACUUCGGUAUACCGAUGUCCACUUCAUGGAAAGAGAGCGCGGCCUCUCAAUCAAGUCGGCUCCCAUGAGCUUGGUUCUACAGGGAACCAAGGAAAAAUCUCAUCUUUUUAACAUUCUUGACACUCCAGGACAUGUCAAUUUCGUGGAUGAGGUGGCUACCUCAGUACGGCUGGCCGAUGGUGUGGUGCUCGUUGUUGAUGUCGUCGAGGGUGUUCAGGCAAAUACCGAACAAAUCAUCAAACAUGCUAUCCUAGAGGAUCUUCCCUUGACCAUGGUGGUUAACAAAAUGGAUAGGCUGAUUCUAGAGCUCAAACUUCCGCCGAAUGAUGCAUACUUUAAAUUGAAGCACGUUAUCGAAGAGGUCAACACUGUUAUCGAGAAUACUUUGCCCGGACAGGGUGAAAGAAGAAGACUUAGUCCAGAGAAGGGUAAUGUCGCCUUCGCUUCUACUUCCAUGGGCUGGUGUUUCACGCUACAAUCUUUUGCUAAAAUGUACGCUGAGACCUACCCUCAAAUCGAUACUGCCGAUUUUGCUGUGCGCCUUUGGGGUGAUAUCUUUUUCAACCCAAGAAGCCGAAAAUUUACACGAAAAGGUGUUGAGGAAAACUCCAAACGGACCUUUGUGAAGUUUGUUCUCGAGCCUAUUUACAAACUUUAUUCCCACACGAUUAGUGAAAGUCCAGAAGACUUGAAGGAUACGCUUGCAAGCGUUGGCAUCAACUUGAAGCCUUCGCAGCUCAAGUCUGAUGCAAAGGUCCUGCUUAACUUGGUCUGUGAACAAUUUUUUGGUCCUGCAGCUGGGUUUGUGGAUAUGAUCGUCCAGCAUGUGCCCUCCCCGGUGGAUGGAGCACCAAGGAGCUUGGAACGAUACUAUACUGGACCUCUCGACACCAAAGUAGCAGCUGCUAUGGCUGCAUGUGAUUCAGAUGGCCCACUUAUUAUCCAUGUCACCAAACUUUUCAGUAGCCCAGAUGCAUCUAGCUUCCAUGCACUUGGAAGGAUUAUGAGUGGAACGGCCCGGCCUGCUCAACAAGUACGAGUGCUAGGCGAAGGUUACACGCCCGAUGAUGAGGAAGACAUGGUGCUUGCCACCAUCUCUGAUACAUGGAUUGCCGAGACCUGCUACAAUAUCCCGACCAGUGGUGUCCCUGCUGGGAACUGGGUGCUUCUGGGUGGUGUAGACAAUUCCAUUGUCAAGAGCGCAACUCUUGUGCCCCCAAAACUUGAAGACGAUGAAGACGCAUACAUUUUCAAACCAGUUCGGCAUAUGACGGAGUCUGUUUUUAAAGUUGCUGUCGAGCCUGUCAAUCCAUCCGAAUUACCAAAGAUGCUGGAUGGUCUGCGUAAGAUCAACAAGAGCUAUCCUCUUAUCUCCACUAAGGUAGAGGAAUCGGGUGAACAUGUUGUUCUGGGAACAGGUGAACUUUAUAUGGACUGCGUGCUUCAUGACCUCCGAAAACUAUAUUCAGAAAUGGAAAUCAAGGUUUCAGAUCCCGUCACCCGCUUCUGUGAAACUGUCGUUGAGACAUCUGCCAUAAUGUGCUAUUCGAUCACGCCAAACAAAAAGAACAAGAUUACUAUGAUUGCAGAACCUUUGGAUGAUGGUAUCGCGGAAGACAUUGAGAGCGGCAAAGUCAACAUCAAGGAUCCAAUUCGAAGAGUCGCGCGGUUCUUUGAAGAAAGGUACGACUGGGAUAAACUUGCCGCCAGAAGUAUCUGGGCUUUCGGACCAGACGAAAUGGGACCCAAUGUCUUACAGGACGAUACGUUACCGUCCCAGGUGGAUAAGAAGCUUCUUGGGACUGUUAGAGACUCUAUUACACAAGGCUUCAGUUGGGGCACAAGGGAAGGUCCUCUUUGUGAAGAGCCGAUUCGAAAUACGAAAUUCAGGCUCACAGACGUUUCCCUUGCUGACCAAGCCAUUUACCGAGGAGGGGGGCAGAUCAUUCCAACCUCCCGACGUGCCAUUUAUUCAUCUUUUUUGAUGGCAUCUCCGCGCCUGAUGGAGCCAAUUUAUUCGUGUACAAUGACGGGCCCCGCAGAUGCAGUUGCAUCGGUUUACACUGUUCUUUCCCGCAGAAGGGGGCAUGUUCUUUCCGAUGGGCCAAUCGCAGGGACACCACUUUACUCCGUCCGUGGUUUAAUUCCAGUGAUAGAUUCAUUCGGGUUCGAGACCGAUCUUCGAAUUCAUACACAGGGCCAAGCCGCUAUCAAUCUCGUAUUUGAUAAAUGGAGUGUUGUCCCUGGUGAUCCAUUGGAUCGUGAAAUCAAGCUAAAGCCGUUAGAGACGGCACCGGCAAUGGCCACAGCUCGGGAUUUUGUGUUGAAGACGAGGCGGCGGAAGGGCUUGGCGGAAGAUGUCACUGUCAGCAAAUUUCUGGAGCCGGAGCUUUGGAAAGGUCUGAAGGAGAGCGGCGUUUUGGAUUCAUAA
Messenger RNA from Aspergillus wentii DTO 134E9, 2964 nucleotides. RefSeq names its product 116 kDa U5 small nuclear ribonucleoprotein component. Gene Ontology annotation, molecular function: GTP binding; U5 snRNA binding; GTPase activity. Gene Ontology annotation, cellular component: U2-type catalytic step 2 spliceosome; cytosol; U4/U6 x U5 tri-snRNP complex. Gene Ontology annotation, biological process: mRNA splicing, via spliceosome. The coding region runs from base 1 to 2964 and encodes 987 amino acids. Lineage: Eukaryota; Fungi; Ascomycota; Eurotiomycetes; Eurotiales; Aspergillaceae. The transcript is spliced from 4 exons. The record is from RefSeq and is a predicted model, not a curated record.